UCCAGACGCUUGGGUCGUGAUGGAUUGCCCAGACGUUAACGAGGACUGUGGUGUGAUGCAAGGCAGGUCUUUUAGAUCCCACUCCUCCAGGGAGCGAUCUCUUCCCACGACUCUGUCCAGCUCCUCGUGAGCUCUCUCUCCUGGAUUCUGGGGUUUAGUAUCAGCUCCGAGACGGCCCAUUCGAUCGUCACCCUGGAAGUUACGGACGACCAGUCGGCGUGCCCACCCGUGUCCGCAAGCUUACGUGAGAAAGAACAGAACAAGAUAAGCUUUUUCUUUCUACCUGGAGCAGCGGUUGUCGCUGAGCUUGUUUUCUCCUCCCAGAGUCCCUGGAUCGAAGCCUUCCGCGUGCUCCUCGAUGACUGCUUUGAGAAAGCGAGCUCUUGCCGCGCAGGGAUGUAAUCAUCUGCAAACAGCCAUCGCUACGAUCCGACUCCUUGUAGUCCUCGGCCUCGGGAGUGAGCGGCUCGUCGGUACCGUAGGACUUCUCCCGAACAACACGGUUCGUGAAGUACUCGUGCAGCAUGGAGCUGAGAUCAACUCGACGAUCGAUCCAAAUGCUCCCAGCUCCAAGUGGCUGACUUUGGAGGCCGUGAAGAGCUCCGCGGCGCUCACUCGCCAUCGCUCGCGGCGCAAAGAUGAGGUCCUGGAAGUUGUGGCUGAGGAGGCGAGGCACGAAGGAGUAGUGGGGCCUUCUCGCAAACUCGGCGUCGUGCUCCUUGAGGACUUGCCUCACAAGGUGAGGCCGGACUCCGAGCCGGAGAGCUAUUCUUUCGAGCCAUCUCGGCCAGGGAGCGGUAACGGUAAGCGCCGAGCGAGAGAAGCGAGACCCGACGACGGGCCAUGA
Selaginella moellendorffii is the source of this 847-nucleotide messenger RNA. RefSeq lists its product as uncharacterized. Lineage: Eukaryota; Viridiplantae; Streptophyta; Lycopodiopsida; Selaginellales; Selaginellaceae. Bases 359 to 847 code for a protein of 162 amino acids. The transcript is spliced from 2 exons. The record is from RefSeq and is a predicted model, not a curated record.